Molecule: messenger RNA, 1618 nt
Organism: Artibeus jamaicensis (Jamaican fruit-eating bat)
Lineage: Eukaryota; Metazoa; Chordata; Mammalia; Chiroptera; Phyllostomidae
Gene: AMBN
Product: ameloblastin
Exons: 12
Coding region: 1-1590 (529 amino acids)
Biological process (GO): odontogenesis of dentin-containing tooth
Molecular function (GO): structural constituent of tooth enamel
Source: RefSeq, a predicted model, not a curated record
AUGGACAGCCUGACCAGAGAUGAAGAGAGCUGGGAGCCACAUCCCCACCGGAGGCGGCGACGCCGCUGGAGCCUGACUGCCCCUUCUAUCCCCUCUGGGUGCAGACACGGCGAGACUGUGCACUGUGGUCUUCGACAGCAGGUGCAGAGCUGCAGAGGUUUGCAAAAAGAGGCUUUGAAACUAGAGAUGAAGAAACUAAGGAUCAGAAAAAAAGUGACAGAACUUGCCCAAGACUCACAGCUAGAGAAUCAUGAAUCUGUAUCUCAACCUGACCAGUCAGACCCCGGAGCCCACAUUCUUAGCAACCAAGCAUUCUCCAAACUAACUCUGUUUCAGAUCCCACUGUUCAAGAUGAAGAACCUGAUACUGAUCCUGUACCUCCUGGAAAUGAGUUCUGCAGUGCCGGUGUUUCCUCAGCAACCUGGGACACCAGGCAUGGCUAGUUUGAGCCUAGAGACAAUGAGACAAUUGAGUACCUUGCAGGGAUUAAACACGCUUUCUCAGUAUUCAAAAUUUGGCCUUGGGAAAUCACUCAAUUCUUUGUGGAUGCAUGGUCUCCUCCCACCACAUGCCUCCUUCCCAUGGAUAAGACCAAGGGAACAUGAAACACAACAGUAUGAAUAUUCUUUGCCUGUGCAUCCCCCACCUCUCCCAUCGCAGCCAUCCCUACAUCCUCAACUGCCAGGACAAAAACCGUUCCUCCAGCCCACUGUUGUAACAGCCAUCCAGAACACAGCCCAGAAGGGAGUACCUCAGCCUCCAGUUUACCAGGGACAGCCACCCUUGCACCAAGAAGAGGGGCCAAUGAUUCAACAACAGGUGGCACCAUCAGAUAAGCCACCAAAGACUGAGCUACCAGGAAUGGAUUUUGCUGGCCCACAAGACCCAUCAAUUUUCACAAUAGCCCGUCUGAUAUCUCAGGGACCAAUUCCACAAGAUAAACCAUCUCCACUUUUUCCAGGAAUGUUUUACAUGUCCUAUGGUGCAAAUCAAUUGAAUGCUCCUACCAGACUUGGUAUCAUGAGCUCAGAAGAAAUGAUGGGAGGCAGAGGAGGUCCCAUGGCCUACGGAGCCAUGUUCCCAGGAUUUGGAGGCAUGAGGCCCAGCCUUGGAGGGAUGCCUCCCCACCCAGGCAUGGGCGGGGACUUUACCCUGGAAUUUGACACCCCAAUGGCUGCAACCAAAGGCCCAGAGAAGGGAGAAGGAGUUGUGCAAGGUACUCCUGUGCCACCGGAGGCCAAUCCAGUCAAUCCAGAAAACCCAGCUCUGCUUCCAGAAGCAGAAAUUCCUGGUGCCUUUGGAGGGCUUCUCGCUCUCCCGAAGGACAAUAUUCCCAACCUGACUGGAGACCCUGCCGAGCAUAACGAGGGAUCCCCCAGGGUUACCCCAGCAGCUGCUGACCCACUGGUGACCCCUGGGUUAGCUGAUGUUUAUGAGCCCUACAGUGUUGAUAUGACUACACCCUUGGGCGAAACGACCAUGGAUACGGAUACCACAGUGACCCCAGACACCGAGCAAACAUCGAUGCCAGGAAACAAGGCCCAGCAGCCCGAUAUUGUGCAAAAUGUGUGGCAUCUCCAAGAGCCCUGAGAGCCUUGAGAUGUUAGCUGCAUUCUGU